GGACGUCAAGGACGCCCGCUCCAGGGAAGAACCAGUGGGGCCUGGGAGGCUGGCGCAGAGCCCCGGGUGCGUUCCAGGACCCCCGACAGGAGCCACGGGCCCCGGGUCGCUCCUGGGGCAAGACGGCAGAUUAGCUUCAAGAUGGAGUCACUUUCGUUCCGCACACCCUCAUGAACCCCAAACGGAAACUCAGGCUGCCGGCCUCAUCUGCCGUUUCCCUUGGAAGGAGGGAGAGGGACUGCCAUCAUGUGUCCUCUGGCCCCUGUAGCACUCUGCCCCGCUUUUAUUUUACUUUUUAAUGAUAUACUUAUUCUCUCUUUCCUAAGCUAGCUGCGGGCAACCUACUUUCGGGCCUCCCCUCGAGCCCCAAGGCCCCAUCUCACCGUCAGCAAGAGGCGGAGACUGAGAGUGGGCUUCUGACUGGGGUGGGAGUGGCAUGGAACCCAAGUUAGCGCUGUCUUCCAGAAUCCAGUUCAGUUACAGUCAGGGAAGCGAAAGGAUGCUGUUAACAUGCACCUGGCACGUGUGUUGGGGUUGGAGUAUUUGAUGAGGUGGAAUUUGGUCCCUGGACACUGGAGACAGACUCAUGAUGAAGGCGAAAAAAACAUGGAAAACGUUUUGAGAGCUGGGGGGAACCUCAAAAUUAAUUGAAUCCAAGAUGGUUUUUAGGGCACUAAGAGCUUGACACUUCCCCCCUACAGUCAGCUGGGGCCGCCGCAGCGUAACACCACAGACUGCGUGUCUUAAACAACAGCAAUUUAUUUUCUCACAGUUCUGGAAGUUGGAAGUCCUAGAUCAAGGUGUCAGCACGGUUGGUUUCUUCUGACACCUCUCUCCUGGGUUUGCAGAUGACGGGCCACCUUCUUGCUGUGCCCUCACAUGGUCGUCCCUUUGUGUGCGUCUGUGUCCUAAUCUCUGCUUCUUAUAAGGACACCAGUCAUAUUGGAUUAGAACCCAUCCCUAUGACCUCAUUUUACCUUAAUUACCCCUUUAAAAGCCCUAUUCCAAAUACAUCACACCCCGAGGUACUGGAGGUUAGGACGCCAACCUAUGCAUUUUGGGUGGGGACACAAAUUCAGCCCAUUUUGGGGGACUGGGAUUGAUGUUUUAUGUAUGUUAUGGACAAUAUUUGGGGGAAUUACCAGACAUCAACUUCACAGAAGGUUUUAGGACACCUGUAUCUCAUCUUACUUAUCAUUUGAAUAUUUCUAUUGUAAAGAUCUUGCUAGGAGCAGUGUGAGGAAGACAGAAGAACACCCUGGACUGGCAAAGCCGCCCGCCACGCACUGCUGCCACCAUGCCCAAGAGAAAGGCCAAAGGAGAUGCUAAAGGUGACAAAGCGAAGGUGAAGGGCGAGCCUCAGAGGAGAUCGGCACGGCUGUCUGCUAAGCCUGCCCCUCCAAAGCCAGAGCCCAGGCCUAAAAAGGCAAAGAAGGGGGAGAAGCCGCCCAAAGGGAGGAAGGGGAAAGCAGAUGGUGGCAAGGAGGGGAACAACCCUGCGAAAAGCCGAGACGCCACCUCAGCCCAGUCACAGAAAGCAGAAGGCACUGGGGAUGCCAAGUGAAGUAGACUUUUUGGUAGCUCCAUACUUCUCAUGACUCUAGUGUUUGAAAUACUAUUUUUAAAUCAAUUCUUUUAUGUAGGAAUUUUUUUUUAAGUUAUGUUGUUAGCACACAGGGCACUUUGUUGUUCUCUUUUGUGGAAAGAGCAAAUGCCACUAACAGACUGUCCCAGGAGCUGGAUCGAAAUAGAGUAAAAUAGGAUUUUUCUAUCCUGGGUUUUGAAGGUUCUUCUUGGUUUCAUUCACACGUCAGCCACUUUGGCUCAGAAGCCUUACAGCGUGGGGAAGCAAAAUUCACGUCUUCUCCCGAUGUCAUCAGCAUAUACCCGACUUCCUGAAACCGAGAGUCGUGAUGUGGCCUUGGCACCCCAAAAAUCAGCUGUGUUGGCUAACAGUACUCAGGCUUUCUGGUGAUAACAUCGAAAUGGUGUUGCCCAAAAGAGCCAAGAUUUCUUUUUGUAAUUUGUGGAUCAUCCCAUUGAGAAUCCUAAAGUUUUUAUUUCCUCCGUAUCAGAGCUGACCUGUGAAAAGCUCUUACAGGCCUCAUACAAAACGUCCGCUCCUUCUGAGAACUUUUCCUGUUCGAAGCAUUAGAAGACUUUGUUGACUUCUUGAGGAGGAGAGUUUGAAAG
Molecule: messenger RNA, 2193 nt
Organism: Pteropus alecto (black flying fox)
Lineage: Eukaryota; Metazoa; Chordata; Mammalia; Chiroptera; Pteropodidae
Gene: HMGN4
Product: high mobility group nucleosomal binding domain 4
Exons: 2
Coding region: 1298-1564 (88 amino acids)
Biological process (GO): chromatin organization
Cellular component (GO): nucleus; chromatin
Molecular function (GO): nucleosomal DNA binding
Source: RefSeq, a predicted model, not a curated record